Messenger RNA from Plenodomus lingam JN3, 3429 nucleotides. The record is from RefSeq and is a predicted model, not a curated record. Lineage: Eukaryota; Fungi; Ascomycota; Dothideomycetes; Pleosporales; Leptosphaeriaceae.
AUGCAACUCGGCAUACAGUUGGACCAAUCCACCACCACUUCCCUUCUGCGGAAUCUCUAUCAUCUAGGCAGCACACUUGGCUCACAGGCUGACGUUGAAUCUGCGUAUCGCUCCCUUUUGCACGGACCGGACUUUGCCAUAGGGACGUGUACAGUUGGCCGUGAAGAGUCACUUCUCAACAGGGCCAACCUUUGCUUCCAAGAGCUUCAGAGUAGUCUCCUCGCCACAGACGCAGGCAACCCCAAGUUGCGGCCCAUGAACGACCAAGACAACUCAAAGACUUCAUCAGCCACCCCUCCUCUGGCCUCUAAGGCGAUAAAGAAGCUUUCAAGCACUUCUUCCUCGUCGCCAGUCUUGGUGCCAACCCCAUCAUCCAUCAGAUCCGAGCCCGACGGUAUGUCACUCAGCAGCACGACCAUGGACGCCUCCAAAGAGUCCGGUGAAACUACUGUCGGUGAGCCGACUCAAGAAGUUGAAGUCGAGACUGUCCCAACACCUCCUCCUCCCCCGCCCGUCGUGGCGAGCAAGGUCACUAAAGGCACGGCCAAGAAAAAGACCGAAAAGAAGGGCAAGCGUGUGACGAAGAAAUCUAAACACAAGGUUGUGGAAAGCUCUACAUCUGAUACCAGUGACUCUGACGGUGACUGCGAGUCAGAGAGCAGCAGUGAAGAUGAAAGGACCAAGCGCAGAAACAAACGAAAGCUGGCCGCGAAACGUGCUGCAGCCAAGAAGAAGCAGAAAGCAAAGGCUAAGAAGAGCAAAUCGAAGAAGGCCGAUACAUCUAGUGAUGAGACUAGCUCUGAUGAUUCGUCUGACUCUGACACUCUUUCAGAUGUGGACGAAAAGAGAAGCCACCGGAAGAGUUUGCGAGCCAAAGCCAAGAAGAAGAGAGCCAAAAAGGUCGCAAGCUCCAGCGAGGACAGCGAUUCGAGCUCCUCCUCAAGCUCGUCCAGCAGUGACACUGAUUCCGAGGACGCAAAGUCUGCAAGGCGGAAGGCGAAGGCGAAGGCGCAACGCAAGGCUAAGAAGGCCAAGAAGGCUGACAGCUCGUCGUCUUCAGACUCCUCUUCUGCCGACGAUGGUACAGCUGCAUCAUCUCCAGACUCUUCUGUGCCGCCGCCUCUUCUGACGGACGCAUUGGAUGGCCAAAUUGCCAAAUACGAUGCACUCCUAAAUUCACUCAAUCUCCAAAAAGCUGCGGCUGCGGCUGCUGUUGGUGCGACAAAGUUGGAGAAGCCAGUCAAGAAGAACGCACUUGAGUUCAAGCGUGUCGACCAAGUCUACGAUAUGAAGAUUCACGAUUGGAAGCUUGUCGAAAGCAGCAAGGAUCAACAGGAUGAGUUUGAUUGCGUCUUCACUGUGCGACGACGAUUAGACUGGGACGGCAAGUACAAGGAGACACAAGUCGACAUCAAGUCAAAGAUUCUUCGUAACGCACUGCAAGAGGUAUUCAAAGAGUGCAAAAGCAUCAGCCUUGUUGAAGAAACGCCUCAGAUCGACCCACACACACUCUUCCACUACUACGACGAAAUCAAGAAGUAUAUCAAAAAAACAUUGAAGCCCAAGCUCAAAAAGGCCAAGAAGUCGAAGAUCAAGAAGCAGCUCACGCAGCAAAUUGCGCAGUGCAAGUUGCUGCUCUCGUACAUUGAUGAGGAUUACGACGCCACGCGCAAAGCCUUGAAGCCGAUGCUCAAGGCUGGCACAAUUACUUAUGAUCUUGUCUGGGCGCUCUUCGAGCCGAACACUGUCGCCUUCACGCCCACAUACACGAACAAGGAUGAUCCGAGAUGCUUCAAAGUCGACUUCACGUAUGAGUAUGAGAGUUGGAUGACUGGGCAGAAAUCAUGGAUCGUUGAUGGAAGGUACCUCGAGUAUGACGGCAAGGCCUUUGGUCUCGGUGACCACCAAGUUUCCAUUCCGGCUUUCAAGGGUCAUCGAAAGAUCACAAGUCUUUCAGCCUACCCAUUGAAGUACCACAAGGAUCCUGAGGGCAUCAAGGAACAGCUCAUUGCCCGUGGCAAAAAGUUCGUUGCACUACAGGGUAUGAAUUACCGUGCGCAGAAAGGUAUUGCCUAUAUGAAGCACAAGAACAGCAUUAUCCGCUUCAUCAUCAAUGGCCGUGUCAUGAUCGACCCCGCAAUCUUCCGUCGCAUCAAUCCUAACUACCCAUUCUCAUACCUCAAACACGACGAGCUGGACCAAGAUGGCGAAAAUGAUGACGAUGAAUCUGAUUGCUGUGGCUGUGGCUCCGGUGAGGACGAGGGAGGGACUGAUAAGCUCCGCGUCAUCAUGUGGAAAGACAGCAAGGGCAAAAAACAUCCAAUCCAGGUUUACCAGAGUGAGAUUGACGAGGAGAAUGGCAAAAACCUUGGUGGACAGCUUGAUGAGACAGAGGAGACCUCCGAAACCAAACGCCAAGUCUUUACCCAAGAGGAGCUUCUCAUCGCAUCUCCUGUCGUUCUCGGUUUCGCCUUUUCGGAGAAAUUAUGGCUGGAGUUUUCUCUCUCCGGAAUCGACGAAAUCAAGUGGAACUCGGAGGCUUUUUCUUCUCUUGUGCUACCGCCCCGCAUCAAGCAGAACCUGAAGGGUCUCGUUUCCUCGCAUCGCUUCAACGCUGCUCGCACAAUCGACGACGUCAUACAAGGCAAAGGCAAGGGCCUGAAUGUUGUCCUUCAUGGGCCCCCUGGUGUCGGCAAAACGCUGACCGGUGAAUCCAUCGCUGAAUACCUCAAAUGCCCCCUCUACGCCGUCUCCGCCGGCGAGCUCGGCACCAAUUCACGCACCCUCGAGACUGACCUGAAUCGCAUCAUGGAUAUAACACACAGCUGGGGUGCCAUCCUGCUUCUCGACGAAGCAGACGUGUUCCUCGAGGCACGGCAGCCGCAAGACGUGAUGCGCAACAGUCUUGUCUCUGUCUUCCUGCGCCUCACCGAGUACUACCAGGGUAUCUUAUUUCUGACCACCAACCGCGUUGAGACGUUUGAUGAGGCCUUCCAGAGCCGGAUUCACAUGGGUAUUCGCUACGAGAAUCUAAGUGCCAAGGCGCGACGCGAGAUUUGGAAGUGGCAUGUGGGUAAGGUGGAGAGUAUGCGGGAUGCAGAGGACAAGAGGAUCGAAGAGAAGAAGACCAAGGCUGAGAACGGCAAGGAAAAUGAGGAUGGGCAGGUGGCGCCGGAUACCGCUGCUGUGAGUAAGAGCGGGGAACUGGUGAAGCCGUUUAGUGAGGCGGACUUUGACGAGUUGAGCAAGAAGAUGAUGAAUGGGCGCCAGAUCAAGAACACAGUCAAGACAUCGCAAGCCAUUGCGCUCUCCGAGAAGACGCCGUUCAGCAUGGAGCAUGUCAAGCGCGUGUUAGAAGUUGCGGACGCGUUCGAGGAUGACAUGAGAGGCGGCAAAGGAUACAGAGAUGCCAUGCGACAGUACACAUGA